Messenger RNA from Vicugna pacos (alpaca), 3760 nucleotides. RefSeq names its product transient receptor potential cation channel subfamily M member 8 (gene TRPM8). Gene Ontology annotation, cellular component: plasma membrane. The record is from RefSeq and is a predicted model, not a curated record. NCBI's taxonomy places the organism in Eukaryota, Metazoa, Chordata, Mammalia, Artiodactyla, Camelidae. Gene Ontology annotation, biological process: calcium ion transmembrane transport. Gene Ontology annotation, molecular function: ligand-gated calcium channel activity.
AGAGGAGCAGGAUCCUUGGAGUGGAAGCAAAUCCUGCCUGAUAAACCUCCACUGGAGAACAGAUGUCCCUCCAGGGCACGCGGCUCAGCAUGAGGAGCAGAAGGAACUGCACGCUGGGCAGCACCCGGACCCUGUACUCCAGUGCGUCUCGGAGCACAGAUGUGUCCUACAGCGAGAGCGACUUGGUGAAUUUUAUUCAAGCAAAUUUUAAGAAACGGGAAUGUGUCUUCUUUACCAAAGAUUCCAAGGCCACGGAAAACGUGUGCAAGUGUGGCUAUGCCCAGAGCCAGCACAUCGAAGGCACCCAGAUCAACCAAAGUGAGAAAUGGAAUUACAAAAAACACACCAAGGAAUUUCCCACUGAUGCCUUUGGGGACAUUCAGUUUGAGACUCUGGGGAAGAAAGGGAAGUAUAUCCGACUGUCCUGCGACACGGACGCGGAGACCCUCUACGAGCUGCUGACCCAGCACUGGCACCUGAAAACGCCCAACCUGGUCAUUUCCGUGACCGGCGGCGCCAAGAACUUCGCCCUGAAGCCGCGCAUGCGCAAGAUCUUCAGCCGCCUGAUCUACAUCGCGCAGUCGAAAGGUGCUUGGAUUCUCACCGGAGGCACGCACUAUGGCCUGAUGAAGUAUAUCGGGGAGGUGGUGAGAGACAACACCAUCAGCAGGAGUUCCGAGGAGAACGUCGUGGCCAUCGGCAUAGUGGCCUGGGGCAUGGUCUCCAACAGGGAUGCCCUCAUCAGGAACUGUGAUGUCGAGGGAUAUUUUUCAGCUCAGUACAUCAUGGAUGACUUCAAGAGAGACCCUCUAUACAUCCUGGACAACAAUCACACCCAUCUGCUGCUUGUGGACAGCGGCUGUCACGGGCAUCCCACAGUUGAGGCAAAGCUCCGGAAUCAGCUGGAGAAGUACAUCUCCGAGCGCACUAUUCAGGAUUCCAACUACGGUGGCAAGAUCCCCAUUGUGUGUUUUGCCCAAGGAGGUGGGAAAGAGACUUUAAAAGCCAUCAAUACCUCCAUCAAAAGUAAAAUUCCCUGCGUGGUGGUGGAAGGCUCAGGGCAGAUCGCCGAUGUGAUCGCGAGCCUGGUGGAGAUGGAGGACGCCCUGACGUCGUCCAUCAUCAAGGAGAAGCUGGUGCGCUUCUUACCCCGCACAGUGUCCCGGCUGCCGGAGGAGGAGACUGAGAGCUGGAUCAGAUGGCUCAAAGAAAUUCUUGAAAGUUCUCACUUAUUAACAGUUAUUAAGAUGGAAGAAGCUGGGGACGAAAUUGUGAGCAAUGCUAUUUCCUACGCGUUGUACAAAGCCUUUAGCACCAACGAUCAAGAUAAGGAUAACUGGAAUGGGCAGCUGAAGCUUCUGCUGGAAUGGAACCAGCUGGACCUGGCCAAUGACGAGAUUUUCACCAAUGACCGCCGAUGGGAGUCUGCUGACCUUCAAGAAGUCAUGUUUACGGCUCUCAUUAAGGACAGACCCAAGUUUGUGCGCCUCUUUCUGGAGAAUGGCUUGAACCUGCGGAAGUUCCUCACCAGUGACGUCCUCACCGAGCUCUUCUCCAAUCACUUCAGCAGCCUGGUGUAUCAGAACCUGCAGAUCGCCAAGAACUCCUACAAUGACGCCCUCCUCACGUUCGUCUGGAAACUGGUUGCUAAUUUCCGAAGAGGCUUCCGGAAGGAAGACAGAAAUAGCAAGGAUGAGAUGGAUGUGGAACUGCAUGACGUGUCUCCUAUUACCCGGCACCCCCUGCAAGCACUUUUCAUCUGGGCCAUUCUUCAGAACAAGAAGGAACUUUCCAAAGUCAUUUGGGAGCAGACCAAGGGCUGCACCCUGGCAGCCCUGGGAGCCAGCAAGCUUCUGAAGACCCUGGCCAAGGUGAAGAACGACAUCAAUGCAGCCGGGGAGUCCGAGGAGCUGGCCAACGAGUACGAGACCCGGGCAGUGGAGCUGUUCACAGAGUGUUACAGCAGCGACGAAGACUUGGCGGAACAGCUCCUGGUCUAUUCCUGUGAAGCCUGGGGUGGGAGCAACUGUUUGGAGCUGGCGGUGGAGGCAACGGACCAGCAUUUCAUCGCCCAGCCUGGGGUCCAGAAUUUUCUGUCCAAGCAAUGGUACGGGGAGAUUUCCCGAGACACCAAGAACUGGAAGAUUAUCCUGUGUCUGUUUAUCAUACCUUUGGCUGGCUGUGGCUUUAUCUCAUUUCGGAAGAAGCCCCUGGACAAGCACAGGAAGCUGCUGUGGUCCUACGUGGCCUUCUUCACGUCCCCGUUUGUGGUCUUCUCCUGGAACGUGGUCUUCUACAUCGCCUUCCUCCUGCUCUUUGCCUACGUGCUGCUGAUGGAUUUCCACUCCGUGCCCCACCCCCCGGAGCUGGUCCUCUACGCGCUGGUCUUUGUCCUGUUCUGUGAUGAAGUGAGACAGUGGUACGUGAACGGGGUGAGUUACUUUACCGACCUGUGGAACGUCAUGGACACGCUUGGACUCUUCUACUUCAUAGCUGGAAUUGUGUUUCGGCUCCACUCCUCUCACAAAACCUCUUUGUACUCCGGGCGAGUGAUCUUUUGCCUGGAUUAUAUCAUAUUCACGCUCAGGCUGGUCCACAUCUUCACUGUCAGCAGAAACCUAGGACCCAAGAUUAUAAUGUUGCAGAGAAUGCUGAUCGACGUGUUCUUCUUCCUGUUCCUCUUUGCGGUGUGGAUGGUGGCCUUCGGGGUGGCCCGGCAAGGGAUCCUCAGGCAGAACGAGCAUCGCUGGAGGUGGAUCUUCCGCUCGGUCAUCUACGAGCCCUACCUGGCUAUGUUCGGCCAAGUGCCCAGCGAUGUGGACGGUACCACGUACGACUUUUCCCACUGCACCUUCACGGGGAACGAGUCCAAGCCGCUGUGCGUGGAGCUGGAUGAGCACAACCUGCCCCGGUUCCCCGAGUGGAUCACCAUCCCCCUGGUGUGCAUCUACAUGCUCUCCACCAACAUCCUGCUGGUCAACCUGCUGGUCGCCAUGUUCGGCUACACCGUGGGCACCGUGCAGGAGAACAACGACCAGGUGUGGAAGUUCCAGAGGUACUUCCUGGUGAAGGAGUACUGCAGCCGCCUCAACGUCCCCUUCCCCUUCGUGGUCCUCGCCUACUUCUACAUGGUGGUCAAGAAGUGCUUCGGCUGCUGCUGCCAAGACCGGGGCGUGGAGUCCUCCGCCUGCUGUUUCAAAAAUGAAGACAACAUGACUCUAGCAUGGGAGGGCGUCAUGAAGGAAAAUUACCUUGUCAAGAUCAACACAAAAGCCAAUGACACAUCAGAGGAAAUGAGGCAUCGUUUCAGACAGCUGGAUACAAAGCUAAAUGAUCUCAAGGGUCUCCUGAAAGAGAUUGCAAAUAAAAUCAAAUAAAACUUCGUGGACACUAAUGGACAAAGAUCUAAUUCUGGCACAGCAGUGGCAGACAUCUCAGCGCAAAGGAUUCCAGGGGUGUGACUGAACAAUUUUGUUACUGACGAAAUGAGAAUUGUUCAGGCCCCUGGGUGCACAGCGAUGGUUUUAAAAGCCCAGCGUGAGCCGUCUGAGAACAUGUGACUGCUUUCACAUGAGAAGAUGGACGUAGAGGAAGAAUAUUUCCUACGAUGUGUUUCGCCUGAAGGCUGCCCUGUUACUUUCUGAGUCUCAGUGACCAGAACUUGCUGGAGAUGAUUUAAACUGUACCCCCGUGUCCUCCUGUCCCCUUCAUGUUCCUCCUUUGACCCCUGCAUGUUACAGAACACCUCUCCUGGGAAUAG